Molecule: messenger RNA, 4122 nt
Organism: Choloepus didactylus (southern two-toed sloth)
Lineage: Eukaryota; Metazoa; Chordata; Mammalia; Pilosa; Megalonychidae
Gene: RAB3D
Product: RAB3D, member RAS oncogene family
Exons: 4
Coding region: 745-1479 (244 amino acids)
Biological process (GO): protein localization to plasma membrane; regulation of exocytosis; protein secretion
Cellular component (GO): endosome; plasma membrane; synaptic vesicle
Molecular function (GO): GTP binding; GTPase activity
Source: RefSeq, a predicted model, not a curated record
GGGACUGGGGUGAGUCAGCUCCAACUGGAGGGAGAAGGGGCCCGGCCCCUUUCACAAACAAAAAAUGGCAGUGCCCAGUGCGGGGGUAGAACCCGGGUUUUAAACGUGGCCUGGAUCCACUGGGAUACCCCCAUCCCCAGGUGGGGGUCAGCGAAGGAGAUAAACUCGGCUUGGGGAGGGGCAGGGCAGACACCCUGAUGGCCGCCACCUGCCAAAGUCAACGCCCUGGCCCUGGGGAGGGGGGAGGGGGCUCCAUCCAGCUGGCGGUUCCCCUCCCUCCCCCAGCUCAUACCUGGGCCACAACAGCUGCUCACCUGGGGCAAAGUCCAGCUGCUACCUGCAUUCUAUGGAGUCUGGUUCCCUGUGGCCAGGGGAGGCCCCCUUCCCCCCCAAACCGGGUCCCUUCACCCCAACCCUGGCUCUACCCUCCUUUGCCAGGCAACAGCCUUCCUGUGUCUGGGCCUCAGUUUCUGCCCUCCUCCCCCAAGGCCAGAGCUCACUGGGAAGGUAUGAAGAUGAAAGAGCAGUCCUGUUUAUUGAGCACCUACUGUGUGCCGUAUUAAUAACCUGCCUUCCCCAGCUCAUGCGCAGAUGUGCAGGGAACAGAGCCUGGCACAGAGGAGGCGCUCAAUUCGUGUUUGUUGAUUGAGUAAAGAAACUCAUUUCCAGAGGGCAAGUGGUGCCCCCAGGGUCCCGCACCCUCCAAGGGGCAGAGCCGGGGUUCAGGAUGCCCAGCCAGGCCCCAUGGCUGGUGUUUGGUUCCCUCGCAGGACUCCAGCGCUCCCCACACCCCCCCCCCCUCAAAGGCUCCCUGCCAAGAUGGCCUCCGCCGGGGACGCCCCCACAAGUGCGCGCGACGCCGCCGACCAGAACUUCGAUUACAUGUUCAAGCUGCUGCUGAUCGGGAACAGCAGCGUGGGCAAGACGUCCUUCCUGUUCCGCUACGCCGACGACUCCUUCACGCCCGCCUUCGUCAGCACCGUGGGCAUCGACUUCAAGGUCAAGACCGUCUACCGCCACGACAAGAGGAUCAAGCUGCAGAUCUGGGACACGGCGGGCCAGGAGCGCUACCGGACAAUCACCACGGCCUACUACCGCGGAGCCAUGGGCUUCCUCCUCAUGUACGAUGUCACCAACCAGGAGUCCUUUGCCGCCGUGCAGGACUGGGCCACGCAGAUCAAGACGUACUCCUGGGACAACGCCCAGGUCAUCCUCGUGGGAAACAAGUGUGACCUGGAGGACGAGCGCGUUGUGGCCGCCGAGGAUGGCCGGAGGCUUGCCGAUGACCUGGGUUUCGAGUUCUUUGAGGCCAGCGCCAAGGAGAACGUCAAUGUGAAGCAGGUGUUUGAGCGCCUGGUGGAUAUCAUCUGCGAGAAAAUGAACGAAUCCCUGGAACCCAGCUCCAGCCCGGGCAGCAACGGGAAGGGCCCGGCCCUGGGGGACACAGCAGCCCCCCAGUCCAGCGGUUGCGGCUGCUAGGCAUGGACCCCGUCCCCCCAACCCCUGCCUGCCCCCUCCUGCCUCGGCGGGGACUGUGACCGCGGUGGGAGCCACGAGGGCCAUCUCCACAGCUCAGGGCACCCCCUUCCCUCCCGUCAUCUGCCCUCUGCCCCCCGCACGGCCACCUACUUACCCAAGCCACCCCCGUCCGAGGCCCUGGGGGUGCAGCUUUGCAUCGCAGGCAGGGGUCUGGGGGUUUGAUGUGCACGAGCUUUCUGCUUUUCAAGGCCUUUUCAGGGGGGUACCGUGGGCAGCAUGCCCCACCCCGCCUGGUGGAGGGGCACCCUCGGUGUCUUCGGGCUCAGAAGCAUUGUCAAGUCCACACCGCGUGGGGUGUCGAGCGGGGUCCACGAGCUGGCCCAUGGUGGUUCACCUUCUCUGCAGUUUCGGUUCUUGGAAUUAAACCCGGGGGGCGUGAAAGGCGGCCCCCAGCCCCACUUUCUCAGGGCCUCGUGUCCCCUGGCCCCGCAAACUUCCUGGGACCCCAAAGUUCCCAGUUGGAGCUCCUUUCUGGUCCGCGACCCCUCAGCCUGAGAAAGCAGUGUUAAAGCAGCUUUUCCCAUUGGAGGAGGCACAGAGAGUCAGAACCCCCAGCUCCAGGGACCCUAGAAGUGCCUUUUGGAGCUUUUCCAGAAUUCCAUACCCCCCGUUCCCAUAACCCCGCCACCAUUAGGGCUUUUCCACCGCAUUAUUGGAUCCUGACUCCAAUUGCAGAAUCAGGGACAGCUUAAGGCUCUCUGCGGGGAGGUAACCCCCAGAGCCGGGACAGUGCCCCCCACACCCCUGCCCCAUCUGGCUGGUCUGGUUUUAAGCAAGAUCUUUCCAAAUCGUGCAUCUUGCUAGAAAAGGAAAUUGGGCAAUGUUCCCACAGCUUGCGCCCACUGGCGACUUCCUGUUGUAAGACUUGGGCUUCUCCGAUUUGGGGACCCUGAGGGACCCUGCAUCCGUUUUCUGAGCCGUGUCACUGACAGGGCCCGGCAGGGUGAUGUCCGCAAACAGAGGAGCCGCUUCUAAGGGGUGUGCUGGGGUUGGCCCAGAGGGGCAAGGAGGUGGUGGUUUUGGGGGGCAGUUAUAACCCAUGAUGGCUGCUUGUGCUUCGUGGACAUGACUGGAAAGGGUCGAGACCCUCGUGCCAAUGGGGCAUUGUCUUGGGUUGUCCAUGAGGCUGGGGUCCCCAAUUGCCAGAGGCCUUCUGCUGGGAGAUUAUGCAUCAUUUGUCUUGACCCCCAGCUCAGUGGCCCUUCCUUCCUACCCAGGCCCAACCUCCAGGGCCAUGACUCUCUUUCUGCCCUGUAAUACCAACUGACACCCCAUAACAUGGCAUAUACCAAGGAGGGCCUCGUGGGCUUGGUGGGAAAGAAGGCCUUUCCUUUCUUGGAUGAUUCUUGAUCCCACCCUGCCAACCCAUCCCAGCCUUUGUAGCCAAAUGGCUUCCUUCAGCCAGUGUCUUAAAAGAGCUCAAGGCAUCCCCAAGGGGUGCUGGAGCAGGCCUGGUUUGCAGCAUCAAAUUUAUUUCUAGGUGCCUCCCCCCCCAUUCACUUCACACCAGAGGCUGCCCUUAGAGUCUCAAAGUCAGGGUAUCUUUGAACGCCAACAAACCAGAUGGUGUAGAUGAAAUGGACAAAUUCCAAGAAACACACAAAGUGAGGGUAUCUUGAAAUGCCGAGUGGGAGUCAUGGUUUUUAGUUAACAUUCAAGUCAAAUUUAAAAGGGCUUCGUAAGGUGCAACACAACCUGUCCAGCUACCAUUGGCCAAUCCAUCUUUCCUAAACUGCUGCCAGCAAAAACGGCAGCUCCGAGAACCUUUCUCGGAGGGACAAAUGAGCUGGCUUGGCUACGCCUGUGUGAUAAAAAAAAAACAGCUUUGGCUGAAUCUCAAACCUGCCUUGCUCUAGGAUUCCUGUUUACACAAGAUUUUUCAACAUUUCAGCCUCAGGUAGCAACAAAGAGCUCCCUCCGGGUGCUCUCAAGGCUGGAAAUAAAAUGUAGCAAAAAAAAACACACACACAAAAAACAAAAAACUUGUUUCUUCUAAAAAUAAUGCAAAUUUUUAUUUUAUGAAUUUUUUUUUUUUAUAGGGGGAAGGUAGGUAGGGUCUGAAGACUGAAACAUUGAGGUAUGGAGGGUCAUUAAGUUUACAGGCAAAAAUAAACCCAAAAGGCCUUGUGAAAACCACUUCCCAGUUCCAGGGAGCCUGGGGCUGAGACCUGAACUGGUGCCUUCACUUCUUACCAUUAGCUACUGGCAGCUUUUCUUUCCACAGGCAGUGUCAGUGGGAAAUUGCCACAACCGUGGUGGUUUGGGGUUCUGCUUUUUUUUCCUAUUUUUUCUGUCCCACCCCCCGCCCCAGCUUCCCCUGGGAUUGUACUCUCACAUCUCCUCUCCUCCACUGAGAAAAACAAGUAAAGGGUGAUAUUUGGCCUCCAUGUAGAAGCAAUAAUUCCGCUACUGACCUGUCCUUGGCCAAUCCCGAAACACUACGGAAUGAGCUCUCGGCCCUGGUAAUUUAUACCCCGGAUGGGAUUCUCCAGUGUAAGCAAUUCCUUGAGGUCCAAUUUGGAGAGAUGUGCACCUUCCUCCGCAAGAAGAAAAAAAAAAUUAAAGUCAUUAUGUCCGAAUGUC